Molecule: messenger RNA, 1908 nt
Organism: Penicillium lagena
Lineage: Eukaryota; Fungi; Ascomycota; Eurotiomycetes; Eurotiales; Aspergillaceae
Product: aldehyde dehydrogenase family protein
Exons: 2
Coding region: 1-1908 (635 amino acids)
Molecular function (GO): aldehyde dehydrogenase (NAD+) activity
Source: RefSeq, a predicted model, not a curated record
AUGGCCUGUCUCCUCUCCCACCUCCCGACCUGCCUGCGGUCUCUCGCCGAGACCCACGCGUCGUCGCUCUCCGCAGAGCACGCUCAGUGCUUCGGAGUCGCGUUGGUCUCCCUCGUCGCCGUGUACGUGGGGUACCUCUAUAUCCUAGGUCGGCGAGAAGCAGCGGUCUCCUUUAAUGUUCCUUUGCCGGCUGAGGUGCGGAAGGACACGCCUGGCAGACAAUGGGAGGAUGCUCAGGGGCAGGAGAAGCGGGUGUUGGAGGAUCAGGUUCGCGGGAAAUGGAAUGAUAGUCUCAUCAUGAGUUACUGCCCCGCGGACGGACGUGUUCUGGGCAACGGAAUCAAGCCUGCAACUGUGGAGGAUGUCAAUGAAGCUGUGCGAGCGGCGAAAACGGCACAGGUCGAAUGGGCAGCGACUAGCUUCGCAGAACGACGAAAGGUGCUGCGUACAUUGUUGAAGUACGUCCUCGAUCACCAGGAUGAUAUCGUCACCGCGUGCUGCCUCGACUCGGGCAAAACCAAAGUGGACGCCUCGUUCGGCGAGAUUCUCGUGACGGCCGAAAAACUGAAGUGGACCAUCGACCACGGCGAGAAGGCGCUGAUGCCCGAACGCCGCCCGACCAAUCUCCUCAUGAUGUACAAGAAAAACAUGGUUACCUACGAACCGCUGGGCGUGGUGGGCGCGUGUGUGUCUUGGAACUAUCCCUUCCACAACUUCAUUGGGCCUGUGAUCAGUGGACUUUUCGCGGGCAAUGCGGUUGUAGUCAAGCCCUCUGAGCAGACGGCGUGGUGCUCAGCUUUCUUCUUGGAUAUUGUGCGCGGCGCGCUCGCGAGCUGUGGCCAUUCUCGGGAUCUGGUGCAGACGGUCGUUACUCUUCCUGCUGUUGCCGAUGCCAUGACUUCGCACCCGGAUAUUGCCCAUUUGACCUUCAUCGGGUCGCGCCCUAUCGCGCACAAGGUCUGCGCGUCCGCCGCUAAGUCGCUUACUCCCGUGGUGGUCGAGCUGGGUGGCAAGGACCCGGCUGUCAUCCUGGACGAUGCGGUGACGGUUCGGAAUCUGGCUUCGAUUUCCUCAGUGCUCAUGCGCGGCGUGUUCCAGUCUGCCGGGCAGAACUGUAUCGGUGUAGAGCGUGUCAUUGCUCUCCCAGGUGUAUACGACCGUCUCAUCGAGCUCGUCGCUUCCCGCAUCCAAGCCCUCCGUCUCGGCUCGAUCCUCCUCGACACGGCCACAACCCCCGACAUGGGCGCUAUGAUCUCCCCCGCAUCCUUCGACAAACUAGAAGCCCUCAUCGCCGAAGCCGUCGAACAAGGCGCCCGCCUACUCGCCGGUGGCAAGCGGUACAGCCACCCGCAGCACACCCACGGCCACUACUUCACCCCAACGCUGUUGGUAGACGUGACGGCAGAAAUGCGGAUCGCGCAAACCGAACUCUUCGCACCCGUCUUUCUCCUUAUGCGCGCCGAGUCCGUUUCCGACGCGAUCUUCAUCGCAAACUUCACGCCGUACGCCCUCGGCGCCAGCGUCUUCGGCCACAACCGCCGCGACGUGCAAGCCUGCGUCUCUGGAAUCAGCGCGGGAAUGGUCGCCGUCAACGACUUUGGCAGCUACUACGCUGUCCAGCUGCCGUUCGGCGGUGUGCGCGGAUCCGGGUAUGGACGGUUUGCGGGCGAUGAGGGCCUGCGUGGGAUGUGCAAUCUCAAGGCUGUCUGCCAAGAUAGGUUCCCCCGGCUGGUAGGCACUGCUAUCCCGCCCAGAGUGGACUAUCCUAUCCAGAAACGGGAGGGUGUCGCCGGUGCAACGGAUGGUACGUCUGCCUGGGAGUUGUGUAAGGGUGUUGUCGAGACGGGGUAUCAGUUGACGCUGGGUGGGCGUGUGGCUGGGAUUAUUCGGCUGUUGAGGAAUAUGUAA